Henningerozyma blattae CBS 6284 is the source of this 2490-nucleotide messenger RNA. RefSeq names its product Msc6p (gene MSC6). The record is from RefSeq and is a predicted model, not a curated record. Lineage: Eukaryota; Fungi; Ascomycota; Saccharomycetes; Saccharomycetales; Saccharomycetaceae. The coding region runs from base 1 to 2490 and encodes 829 amino acids. The transcript has a single exon.
AUGCUAAGGGUAAGAUCUAUAGCUAUUCUUCAGAGAAGAUUACUAUCUCAAGUUUCUUCUACUACAAAUCCCACUCAUUCUAAUGCACCCACUUUAAAUGUGGAUCAGCCUGCUUCUCAGAGAGAUGUACAAGGUAAUAAUAUGAACCGAACUUUGGCACAUAAGAGGAAUAAAUAUCAAUAUUCUCAGACAAGAGAUAAUACAGAUCCAAGAUCAUCGUUGACAGCCAAAUUGAAUGAAGAUAUAUUAUCUGCUUCAACUAUUGAUACGCAACGUGCUAUUAAAUGCUUGAAGGAUUGGGCUCAGAAAAAUAUCUCUCAAUCUGACAACUAUUAUUAUCCGUAUAGAAACUCGGAAUUGGAAUUCACUCUAACUGAUGUAAUUAAUCGAAUCAUUAAAAACAAAGACUCCAUUACCAAAACGAGUCCAAAUCCGGACGUGGUGAAAAAUAAUGAUCCAUAUUUAAUCUUAGACUCGUUAAUCUCUUUAAAUUUAGCCACUAAACAACAUUUCUAUUUGGUUUGGGAGAAUUUAUUAUUUGUGGAUAAAAAUUACAAAGAUGGGCUGGCAUUAUGGAUUAGAUAUUUAGAAACCUCUAAAACUAACUCUUAUUCAUCCAAGAAUUCGGAUAGUAAAGCUAUUAGUUUUACAUUUUUAUCUUAUCUAUUACAAUUGCAUUCUGAAAAACUAAAUCCAGAUUAUAACUUUAUUAAAGCAUACUUGCAUCUAAAUAAUAUUACGGAAAAUACAACAACUGAUGUAUCGAGAAAAUCUACGAAAAAACUAUCUUCCAAAGAAAGCUCAGUGGAUAAUUAUUUAACAAAUAACCUGCAAAAAAUUAAAAAUGAUAAAAAUUUGCUACCAUGGACAUCAAUUUUCAACAUGAUAGAUGCUCACAAACAUAAAUUGAAUUCACAAGAUAUCGAUUUAAACCGUGUAAUUCAAAAAAUUUAUCAGCAAUUUGUAAUUGAAGAGGAAGAUGUCUAUCUAGACUAUUUAGAUAACAUCACCAAAUUCCAAACAUUAAUGAGGCACUAUAAUUGUUAUUUUGCAAGUCUAGACACUGCUAAACCUGAAGUAAUUGAACAUUACUUUAAAUUAGUGAUUUAUAAAUUCCAUCGUAUGGCUUCUCUUUUCAAGCUAUAUUCUGUUAUUACAAAAGAAGCUAACAAUUUACUUACCCCAUCCAUUAAGAAUUGUUUAUUAUCAGCUAUUUCAUUGCAAAAUUCCAAGGAUUCUAAAGAUAAAUGCUUAGCUAUAUGGAAUGAUAUUAUUGAUGUUAAAGAUUCAAAUGCUUAUGUACACUUAUUUGAAUGCUUCUUACGUUUGAAAUUUCCCAAGGAACUUAAACAACUUUAUGAAAAUGAACUACCAGUUGAAUUUAAAUCAAUAGAUAAAUCAGAUUCCGAUAUCAUAGCUUUAACAACUAAUCAUAUUAAAAAUGAUAUUGACGUCGAAAGAAACAGGAAUAUUUUCCUCUUAAAGGUCUAUUACGAAAUUGCAAAAUAUGAACUUGAAGGAAAAUCCGUUGAUCUAGAUGUUAAGGCUUUAUUAAAUAAUGACCUGUCGAAUUUUAAAUUUUUAAAUGAACAAUUAAUCGAGUAUCUUUUAUUAAAACUAAUACUUGUCAAAAAGGGAGAUAAAUUUAUUAAUUUUGAACAGUAUAAGGAAUGCUAUAAAUUUGCUCAACAAAAUUAUUUUAUUUCAUCGAAUUUACCUAUAUUCUUUGCCAUUGAUUUUUAUUCAAAAUUAAUUGAAGAUUCACAAAAUAAAUCAUCCACAACUAUCUCAAAAUCUAACCCAAAUACAGCUUCAACUUUGAAAUCUCUAUAUCCUUCAACCUUCAAACUUUUAAAUAAUUAUGACAAUUACGGAUUAUUAUUUUCUAAUUUGAAAAGGGUAUCAGAUGCCGGAAAUAGGAUUAAAUACUUAGAGCCAUUAUGCAAUAUACUUUUACAAUGCCUAAAUUCUAAGUCAAAUACAGAUAAUUCGUUUCCUUUGCCAUUUAAGUAUCCAUUACUAUACGCUUUACGUGAAUUACUUUUAUCUGAUUAUAUCACGUUGGUUCUAAGAUCAAACAUUUCUAAGGAUCCAGGAAACUUUAAUAAUUUAAUGGACACACUAAAGUACUAUUAUUAUUUAUUUGAAGAUAAAAACUCCGGAUUAAAACCAGAUAUUCUUAACAAGAUUAUUAAAUUGUUAGCAAUUGCAAACUUUAAACCUGCCUCUAGCCAUUACAAAUUUGUCAUUGAUUUUAUUCAAUUACUAUAUACCAGCAAAUUUAAACCACGAUCAUCAUAUUGGACUACAUUAUCCACCAAUCUUCUAGGUAAGGAUACCUAUUAUAAAGAAAUGGCAAAUUUUCAUAGUUCGAAGACAGCUACCGAAGCAAAGUCGAAUGAUAUUAUACACAAUGUUGAAGAUACAACUUCAAAGGAAGAUUUAAAUGAGGCUCAUAAUGGAAAUGUUAGAGAAACAAAAGCUUUGUAA